Ectocarpus siliculosus is the source of this 1756-nucleotide messenger RNA. NCBI's taxonomy places the organism in Eukaryota, Phaeophyceae, Ectocarpales, Ectocarpaceae. The record is from the annotation of a GenBank genome assembly.
CUCUUCGACUGCAUCACCAACGAGGUUCCUGGUCUGCCUGAUUACCACCGGUCUUGCCUCGUGAUGCGUGCGUUCAUCACCUGCGGGGCGUCUUCGCUGCUCCUGGCUGGCGCUCGCGCCUUCACUGCAUCUCCAGCCUGCGCGCGCUUCUCGAUCGCGCAGAAUGCACACCGCAUCCAAACACGGGGAUCUUUGUCUCGUGUCCCCUCAUUUUCUUCUUCGGGUCGUAGCGGUCAGCAGCGAAGACUUAGAAUGGAAGCUUCAGGCGACAGCGCCGAAAGUGCGACCGAGAAAAAGGAAGAGGCAAGCGGACACAGCCCUCCGAAGGCCACCGGACACGCCGCCGGCCCCGGGCCGCAGAGGUCUCCAGAACAAGAGGCCCUGGCGGCCAGGAUACAGGAGCACCAGCAGGCCGCCGCUCGCCUCUCGCACACGGAGGAGGUCCGAAACCUAAUGCAGUACAGCACUGGCUUUGGAGUGCUCAGCACCAACUCCCGGACGCUCGAAGGGUACCCUAGCGGCUCGGUCGUGGGGUUCUCGCUGGACGAUAAGGGCCGACCCCUAUUCGCGUUCAGCUCCAUGAGCGCGCACACGGGAGACCUCGCCGCUGACUCCCGCGUCAGCCUCACGGUAACCGCGGCCACCUUCAAGGGAGCGGCGGACGGCCGCGUGAGCUUGAUCGGAGACGUGAACAAGGUGCCGGAAGAAGACCUCCCCAGCGUUCGCGAGAUGUACAAGAAAAAGCACCCGAACGCCUACUGGGUGGACUUCGGCGACUUCCGACUCAUGCGUAUGGACACUAUCAAGGCCAUGCGGUUUGUUGGAGGGUUUGCCAUGGCGGGAGACGUCAACCCAGAAGACUACCUGACGACUGCUCCCGAUGCCGUAGCGGAGUUCUCCGCCCCCAUCAGCAAGCACAUGAACGACGACCACUCGGACACCACGAGGGCUAUGAUCGCGCAUUUCAUCACGGGAGGAGUGGAGGUGACUUCGGCCCAGAUUACGGCCGUGGAUCGACUGGGCAUGUACGUGCUUGUGGGCAUGCCGGACGGACAAUCCGGCAAGCUCAGGCUGCCCUUCCCGCGGCCGGCCGAAAGCCGGAAAGAUGUGAAAACCUUGAUCGUCGAGAUGACCCAAGCGGCCAUGGCAAAGUAGGGGGGAAACUAGGAGGAAACAACGUUUUUAGGGAUAUGACGUUGAUCGAUGACUCUGUGCAGCUUCGCGAUGAUUUGCUGCAAGUGUUGCUGAGUUUUUCGGCGUGAACAACAACGAAACUGGGUAGUCUUCCCACCCUCGGAAUCUACUUCUCGGUGACUAGAUCGUUUAGAAUUGGUUCUGUGUAGGCAAGAACAUACCAAGCAUUGAGCGAUGAGGUAGCGGUGGAGGGUGGGUCGGGAAAAGUGUGGCGAUUUGGUUUUGAUUUGUAAGCUUGGGGCUUCCACGCCCAAUCACGCCCAUGCUUAGCGCUUCGGCAUAUAGAGAUGGAUUUUCAACGGCAAGAUUACACAAUCUUGGCGGACCCUGGGGCUAGCGAGGGUAUUCGGAACCAAAGAGAAUAGGCGCGAGUUGCCGAACUGAUUGGCACCUCAUGCCACCGACACUUGUUUCAAGCACGUCGGAGAGAGAGCGAGAGGCCAACCCAGAGAGAUAGAGAGAGACAGAGAGAGAGAGAGCGAAAGUGAUACGUAGGUUCUUCCCCGUUUAUCUCCUGCUCUCCGCCGCACCGUACCUCGAGACUCACUACUACCAAACACAC